This is a messenger RNA of Polyodon spathula (Mississippi paddlefish), 740 nucleotides long. Its product is annotated as up-regulator of cell proliferation-like. The transcript is spliced from 2 exons. The record is from RefSeq and is a predicted model, not a curated record. The annotation marks the transcript as partial. NCBI's taxonomy places the organism in Eukaryota, Metazoa, Chordata, Actinopteri, Acipenseriformes, Polyodontidae.
AUGGUAAAUGUGACAGCUCGGAGUACCAGGUGCAGUGCUGCUGAGACAGAUACAGACUCGAAAUUGCAAGACCCUGAUAGUGUUCUUGAACUUAUUGAUAGUAAUGAUGAUCAAGAGAGUAAUACAAUCAAUCCACUUGAUCUCGUAACAGCACUCUUUCUGUGCUCAGAUAGCUUCCUGCAGCAGGAAAUGAUGUUAAAAAUGUCGAUGUGCCAGUUUGCUGUACCUCUCUUGCUCCCCGACUGCAGCACCAGCCAGUGUACAUUAAUGCUGUGGGCCAUGCGAGACAUUGUGAAGAAGUUUAGACCCCGUUCAUUAGCCGACUCGAAAGGGUUUGUAGAAGACAGUAUAGUCAGCACUGCCAUGCCAGUGAUCUCUUUUGCAAACGGUCUAGUGGAAAUAGGUUGGUACCUUCCUUGUGGAAAGAACAACUUGGACAUCUUUUCAGAACCUGUAGCUGUUGCCAACCUUCGUGGAAAUCUCCUUUCCUUUCAGAAACAGUUUUCCACUUUAUGUCAAACAUCCUUGGCAGUCUUCAUAUUUUUAGACAGUAUUGCAGAGAGCGAGUACAAUCUCUUGUCCUCUGCAGGAAAUAUUAAAGCCCAAUUGUUUUUGGUUGCACAUUUUCCAAAGAAUACAGAGAAACACACAAACUCUCUGAAAGACUUAGCAUCCAAUUUAAAAUUAAGUAGAAAUCGGAUCCUAUUGAAGAAACAGCAAAUCAAUGAUGCAGACUUCGU